Messenger RNA from Rotaria sp. Silwood2, 294 nucleotides. The record is from the annotation of a GenBank genome assembly. Lineage: Eukaryota; Metazoa; Rotifera; Eurotatoria; Philodinida; Philodinidae.
AUGCUUAAUCGUAAAGAAUCACCGUAUAUUUUCAUGCGUCAUUUACAUACAGCACUAUCCAAUAAUAAUUCCAAGAAUUCAAAAAAGCCAUUCAUUUAUUUUUCACUCGGUACUGCUGUGAUGGGUAAUCUCUGGAAUCAACAAGUUGAGGUUCGAGAACAAUUAAACAUAUUUAUUUAUACACUAACUAAAUUAUGGGAACACAAAAAUAUGGACAUUCUAUUUGUUAAUCUUGGAAAAGAAAUUAUCAAUCAAAUACCCUUCAAAUUGGAAGUAGUUCCAUAUGCUGCUUAA